CUUCACUCUGCCGUUGAAGAUUCACACGCACUCACAAGUCACAGGCAGCGGUGCUUUGCUACUCCUCUCAAACCGCUGUUGGACUCUUUGAAAGCGGUCGGAAAUUACCCGUUUCCUUUUACGAGGUCGCUGGAUGAUUUAUAUCACAGUACAAGCAGAAGGUUCUGGAGCGAUGAUGUCACAGUGAUGUCACAGAGCUAAAGAAGAGGCUGUCAUUUACAAUAUGGAGUCAGCGGAGAGGCUGGUGACCCCGACCUCCAGUCAGACCUCCAUCAGAGCUGCAGCAAACCCAGAAACCUCACCGACAACGCACAGCAAAAGCGGUCAUUUGUUCCAGAUGAUUGGAAAUCAGGGUUUGGGAAUUUCUUCUGUUUCUGGUGCCUUUCCCAUGAUCAAUCACCCGGUCUUCAGUCUGCACUCCUCUUCUCCUGUCCGCUCUGAAUUCGGAGGUCUGGGAACUCUGGGAACCCUGGGAAUGUCGGCCGCUCUGGCCGCCCGCUCUCAGAUCGGAGCUUUACCAGAUUGGUGGCGUUCUGCAGAUGCUCAGGGUCAGGGGUCAGCAGCCUUUUUUCCUCAUCUUCUGGGUCUACCAGCAUUAUUCAACGCACCGUCCCUGAACCAAGAGCAAACCAUCCUCCAGUCUCAUGCGGCCAGACGCACUCCUGCGAAAGGACUAAAUGGCUCUGUCAAUGGGAAAACAAACUCAAGCUCUGCCUCCUCCACACCCUCUCCAGUCCUCAUCACUCCAGAUCAGACCAAGAGCCUCAAAACCGUCCCAAAACCAGCAUUAAACAAGCUAGAGGCAAAAGCUAGACCCAAAACAAAAGGCGAGAAGCUGCAUAGCAAAGGGCCAGACGUCUCCAUCAAUAGUGACAGCCAAUCAGCAUCCAGCUCUGACAGCUCGAGCGAUGCUCUGAGCAGCUCUGACUCAGACGACCUGGAAGAUGUUGACGACGACGACGAUGAUGAUGAUGAUGAUGAUGAUGAUCAGAGUGAUGAUAGUGUGGAUUCGGAAAAGUGCGGAAAAGAUCCGAAAGGUAUCCGUAAGGAGGAAAUGCACAGAGACAGGAAGAAGAAUUGCCUCACUGUAGGGCAGGAUAAGCUGGAUGUCCGGGGUUCACUUUCAUCCCAGCUACCAUCACAAAUCCAGGCCUUUAGGCCGACAGAAGAGCCCAGUAAACACACCAGUGUCAUUCAGGCCACAAGUCUAACAGUCAGCGCAAAACCGCUUGCACUAGUUACGCAGUGCCGUAGAGACAGAGAUGCUCUGUCCCCUAAAAACCUGCCUGUCUCCCACUCAUCCUCUCCGAAACCACCUUCCCUCACCCCGUCACCACAGCUUCUGUCUCAGUCUCAGUCUUCCUCUCCCACACUGCCCUCCUCCAAAUCCAUUCCUUUGCAGUCAGACCGUCCGAAGACGUGCAAGAAUUACCUCGACGAGACCCUACUGACCAUUAACAACAUCAGCAAACUCAAACAGGUGACUUUCUCUGAAAGACAAUGA
Messenger RNA from Labeo rohita (rohu), 1504 nucleotides. RefSeq names its product bromodomain adjacent to zinc finger domain protein 2B-like. NCBI's taxonomy places the organism in Eukaryota, Metazoa, Chordata, Actinopteri, Cypriniformes, Cyprinidae. The record is from RefSeq and is a predicted model, not a curated record. The coding region runs from base 224 to 1504 and encodes 426 amino acids. The transcript is spliced from 8 exons.